Brassica rapa (field mustard) is the source of this 2801-nucleotide messenger RNA. RefSeq lists its product as uncharacterized. NCBI's taxonomy places the organism in Eukaryota, Viridiplantae, Streptophyta, Magnoliopsida, Brassicales, Brassicaceae. The record is from RefSeq and is a predicted model, not a curated record.
AACCAGGCGAGUCUUAUAACAUUUAACUAAAAACAGGUAUACAUAACUAUCUUAUCAUAUACCACAGCCUAACCUUUUGUUUCUUACCUUUUUACACUGAUUAAUCAAUUUUUAUACGAUAUUUUUUAACCCUAUCGAUGAACAGCUCCACGAAUAAUGAUUCCACGAUGAAGUUCUUCCCAAAACACUUGAAAACACAGACGGUUCUCCAUAUACGACAUUCUCGAUGGACGGGCUCUCACCACAGCAGUUGGAUCACAACGAACGGUUCUGCUUUACUCUGGAAACUCUGAAAGUUUUGCAUCUUAUAAUCUGCAAGAAAUUUUAUAGUCUGCGAUUCGAACCCCAAACUUAGAUGUAUAAGUUUUUAAACCUUAAUCAAUAGAAUAGGAUGCUUCCAUGUCAAUUUUUAUUCUAUCUUUUCUACUAAUCAAAUAUAUUACUAUUAUGAAGAUUUUAUAAUAUAUAACACACAAUUUCAGUAUAAACAUUGACUACUUGAACUUUAAUUUAGAAGUGAAGAUUAACCACGUUUUUUCUACAAAAGUUUUAUAGGCUAGCAAAAAAAAGUUUGUAUGACCUAUUAUUAAUCAAGAAGUUUUGGCCUUUUAGAUUUGGAUUAAGACAAUUACACUAAAUAUACCAGAUUUUGUCCGCAGCAUAAUAAUUUUAAAAUGCAUUAUAAAUAUAAAGAUCAUCAUCAUAAUUAGUUAUUUGUAUGUUCUUAAUCAUUUUCAUUUGGAUUUGAAUAAGACCAUGUAAGCCAAUCGAAUAAAAAUCAGAUCAUCCAUUUCUGGUAUGUAUUUUGGGCUUUUGGAUUCAAUAUAUUUUUGGAUUAAGACCAGUGGAUCUUGGCCUAAAAAGUAGAAAUCCUCUUGUUUUGGGUGAUAAAUAUGACAUACGACUAUUAUUAUUUUUCUAAAAUGUAAAACCCAAACUUAUACUAAUAUUUUAAUUAGAGAAUAGUUUCCGAGGUUAAGAACUAAAAUGCGAAUACUUUUUGGAUCGAAACUCAAUUUCAGAUUGUUUUAAAAAAAGAUACAACAUUUUCCUUCCGAUUCCCUCUCUUUAUUCGAAAGGGCUUUUUUCUAUUUUCUUUCAACAAAUUCAAACUCCUUUCUCCCUCACCGUUAACGGAAAAAUGCAACCUCCGAUUCGUAACCCUAACCCUCGCCUCGAGUUUCUCAAACCGCUUCUCACCGACUCGACCAAGCAGUUCUUGGCACAGCACCGUACGGGCCGAACCGAUUUCUCCGAUUUCGAAUCCAUCUUCACUCGCCUCCUCCAAGACCACCGUCCCGAUCCGCCUCUCGAGCUCCUCUGGUUCUACUCCGCCGUCGUCUUCCACUCCUCGAAGCAAGAUUUCGGCGAAGACUCCGUGAGGCUAACCAGGAGCCUCUUCCAGAUGCUGGUCCCUCUCUCCGAGUCCUUCUCCGGCGCGAAGAGGGCGGCUACGCUGUCUCCUCUCGUUUACAAUCUGAUUCGGUUGGUUAAGACUAGGAAGGAAGAGGUUUCGGAGCUGUUGGAUGCGAUUGUGAGCUACGUUAGCGCGUAUUGCGGAGAUGAAGAACGAGGAGGUUGUGGUGGUGGUGAGGAUGAGGAUGAUUUGUUGAUGGUGACUGGGUUUAGUUUUGCUGAUUUGAAUCGAGUUUGGGUUGUGGAUGAAGUGGGAGUGGGUGAUUGUUUGGAGAUGUUCAUGCCGUUUGUUGGUGAAAGAUUGCGGAGAGAGGUUGGUUCUGAGUCUUGUAGCGUUGGUUGCUUAGCUGGAAUCGUAGCUUCUCAGCUUCUUUUGCUCAAUUUGUGCUUGAGGUUUGAUUCGGGGGAGAUACGAAAAGAUCUGCGAGAGUCUGUGGUUCAGAUGAUCAAUGCCUUCCAUAGUUGCUACUUCUUUGAUGGCAUUCUCAAGAUGCUUCUGGUGGAGCCAUAUCUGCAUCUGACUCCACUACUGGGCCCAGAAGACGAAGCUGCUUUAAUUGAAACCGUAACGGAAGCUGUGAUUGAAUCGGCGGAGAGUCUAUUCCUAAACCCUGGAAGUGGAAAUGAUCAAAGGAGUUUACAGUUGAAGAACGUUGCUAUCAACUGGUUGUUUCUUUUUGCCAAGGCUUCUAUUAGGAAAACUGAAGAUCAAGAGGAAACCAGUAGGUACAUGAACAUGUUCUCCAGUUCACGUAUACCAUAUCACUUGGUCAACUGGGUGAUCAGUCAAGGUGAAGUGAUUAGAGAUGCAGACACACUGCUAAACUCUACGCCUGUAUCCUUCAUCGAAUGGCUUUUAUCGCUUGAAGAGCAAGGAGUAAGGGUUUUUGACUGUGACCACUCCAAGAAUUACGCCAAAACAGUGGUUCACUGGUCAAGACCAGAUGUCACUCUGAAACAACAAGUUGGGGUUGAUCAAGAUGCAGACAUGGCUGAUGAUCACAUUGUGUCAUCUAUCUCAGUUAUCAGCAGCAGCACAAGAAAACGUAAAGAAGAGAGGCCUGAUAAGGAGGGAGAAACGAAAACGAAGCUCUUCAAGCAUAGACCCAACAACUUUCAAGAGAAGUCAAGAUUGCAACCUUUUGUAUUCUCGGAUCGUUUGGUGAAUGCUACUGAGGUUGGAGUUUCAGACAUGGAGCUAUGAGUGCUGAAAAAUCGGCUUUGCAUGAAACCCUACAUAUGGUCGAAAUGUAAGAACGCUGCUGAAGUAAUAAUUGUUGUCUAGAGAUCUUAACAAGUCACUUUAUAAGUUUUAGGAUUUACUUAACCAAAAGAAAACUACUAUUGUGGAUCUUUAAAUCGUAAACUCUUGAAGUCCUUUUAUA